AGCCACUUCUCGUCAGACUGGUGCUCCAUACCCUUCCCCAGCUCCAUUGCCUUUUUCUGGACUUGUUCCAGCACCUCAGUGUCCCACUGUUAUUAAGAGGAGUCUUGUAUUUUGCAAGAAGAGUUUUGUAUUGUAAGGAGUCUUGUAUUUUUUGUCUCAUCUGAGUGGAAAAUCCACAGUGGAGACACUGACUUUCCCAAGGCCACAGAGUGUGGUAAAGCAUGGUGUAAUGCCUGUUUCCUAAGGGCUUACAGACUUCCCUCUCAAUAGCACAGCUGAUUUCCACACAGGAAUACAUUUCAGAAUAAAACAGGAGCUGAAGCUGCAGAUUUUGGGACUGCAAAGGUUGCAAACCCAUCAGCAAGUGCUCCCAGAGCACGUCCCCUGUUUCAAGGGAGCAGCCAAAAACAUCCCCCAGGGAUGGUGGAGUCGGGACCCACUGGUUGAAUAAAACAUCAAACAAAACCAGCAAGUUGCAGGUUUGGAGGUGUUAAAUAUGCCACGGUGCUUUUGACGAGAUACCCACAGGAAUCCAAAACCAGACCUGAGCUGCUGCUUGCUGCUGCUCCUUAAAACACCACCUGCCCUUUCAGCAGCUGGAGAUCAUCUCCACCCAUCCCAUGUUGCCCAAAUGAUAAACAUCAAGUGCAAAAGGUUUCUGGAGCACUUCCAAAGUAUAUACACUGUAUAAAUUUAUUAAUUACACCCCAUUUACACUGAACUUUUCUCCUGCCUUUAGCCCUCUCCAUCCAUCACUUCCCUGGUGACUUGCUGACAAGGCACCCAGCAUGUCAGAGCACAGAAAGCAGGCAGCUGGUGCUCCUGCCCUCCCUGCUUGCAAUAUCCUGACUCCAUGUGGGCCCACAAGUCUCCAAUAAAACAGGAAUCUGUGAAAAAACAAGAGCAGCACAUCCUCAGCCAGCUUCCCAGCUCCCUCCAGCUACUCCUCCACACUACAGACCGGGAAUCCCCAAGCUCAGCACUGCCCUGCCUUAUGUCCCAGCUGUGUCUUGCCUGCAGUAUGAUUUCUAGCCAGGUGCUGGUUUCUUUAAUACAGUCAGUGACUUUAAAACAUGUCAAAAGUGUUUUAAACACUUCAAAAGUGUUUUAAACCUUCUUCCAGAGGUUUCUGCAGAUGUCACCACAGGCUGAGCAGCGUGAAAAGAGAAGGCUCCUACAUUUGUUCUGCCACGCUCCUUCUGUGAAAAACUAGGAAGGCAUUUAGGCACGAACUCUUUUGGCAAUUUAGAUUCAACAGCUCUAUCCCAGGAAUGGCCACUAUGCUUUGCAUCCUUUCAGGAAAGUUCAUGGCUGAACUGGACCCCACCCUGCUAAAAUGUGAGGUGAUCCUGGAGAGAAGGAGUUUGCUGCCAGUGUCCCUCCAAAGGGAGAGGGACUGGAGAGCAGAGCAGUGUGAGAUGCUAUUCACCCAGACAUUUGCUGCAACACCCACUCCAAACACUCCUGAGUAAGCCACUGUUCUCACCAGCAAAGGUUUUUCACCCUGGUGUUCUGGGCCACUCUCACCAUUUGAGGUCUUUGGGGCCACACACCUGACAGUUACUUUCAGAUUGCUUUUCAACAACUUUGCAGAAAUCAUCUACUAAAAUCAUCUGAGUGCUUCUGAUUGUAUUUUAUUCCCAAAAGCAGGACGCAAACAGAAUGUCCUCCUGGGGUCCACCGUGUUCAGCUUUAACCUUCCUUCCCAUCUCCACAGGGUGUGAUGAGAGCCGAGCAGCUGGAAACACCUUGCUCACUUCACUGUCCAUUACAGCUGACAAGCCCCGAUGAACUUGAAACGAGCCUCCUUGAUGUGACACCUCCCCUUCUCUCCUCCCCUGCCUGUGGCAAUAAAUUCAAGCACGUACUCUUUCCGCUCCCCCAGGCAGCUGUGGGUCCCUUGGCACAGAUGAGGAUGGAUAAGAGGGCUCGGAGCUCUUCCAGGGAGUCUCAUAGAAGACGUAGAGAGUCUCCGGGUACGCAGAGCAAACGAGAGAAGAGGGAGAGCAGCAGAGAAAGCAGCAAAGGAAGGGGAGACAUAAAGCAGGAGAAAGCAAAGGAGACCAAGAGCACUGUGGGGACUGAUGGCAGGGUGCACACCUCCACGGUGGUGGAUGUGGAUGAGGUGGUGUCUGAGGAAGAAAUGGAGGCGAUGGCAUUGCUGGACAGCGAGCAGCAAGAGGAAGGUGUAAAGUCUCCAGGUCUGGGCAUCUGUGAGUGGCUUCUGACCAUCCUGUCUUUCCUGUUCAUCAUAAUGACCUUCCCCAUUUCUGUCUGGUUCUGCAUGAAGGUAGUGCGUGAGUAUGAGAGAGCCAUUGUUUUCAGACUUGGGCAUCUCCUUCCUGGCAGAGCCAAAGGACCUGGCCUUUUCUUUUUCCUUCCCUGUCUGGACACAUAUCACAAGAUAGACCUCCGCCUCAAAACCCUAGAGAUCCCCUUCCAUCAGGUGGUGACCAAAGACAUGGUUACUUUGGAGAUAGAUGCUGUCUGCUAUUACCGGUUGGAGAAUGCCUCUCUUCUCCUCACCACCCUGACCAGCAUCUCCAGUGCCAUCCAGCUGCUGGUGCAGACCACCACGAAGCGCCUCCUGGCACAUCAAGCCUUCUCUGAGCUUCUGCUGGAGAGGAAAAACAUUAGCCAGGAGAUCAAGGUGGCUUUGGAUGCAGUCACGGGCUGCUGGGGGAUCAAAGUGGAGAGAGUAGAAAUCAACAACAUACAGCUGCCUGCUGAGCUCCGGCAGUCCCUGGCCGUGGAAGCAGAGGCCCAGAGACAAGCCAAAGUGCGGGUGAUCGCUGCAGAGGGGGAAAAGGCAGCUUCCGAGUCCCUGCGGAUGGCAGCUGAGAUCCUGUCCAGUGCCCCUGCUGCUGCUCAGCUCCGUUACCUCCACGCACUGCACUCCCUCACUGCAGAGAAACCCGCUGCUUUCAUCUUGCCCUUCCCUCUGGAUGCCAUGAACCUGGUCUCUCCGGCUGCCCACAGCCCUGCGGCCAUGAGCAGCCUCCUCCCAGACACCACAAAGCUCCCAGAAAGCCUGAAAGACAAGAAGGACUCCCCCAUGCUCUGAGAGCUGUCCCAGAAAUGGCUCCCACACUGCUCCUGGUCAAUCCUGCUCAAAGAGGAGCAAGAGGGCUGGCUUAUUGGCAGCCCACAUCAUGUCCUGGUCUGGAGGCAGGAGGGGAGGCAGCCCAGGCCUGCAAUAUAAAGUGGAUUGUAUGUGGAAAAA
Neopelma chrysocephalum (saffron-crested tyrant-manakin) is the source of this 3223-nucleotide messenger RNA. It is a transcript of the gene NPHS2, whose product is annotated as NPHS2, podocin. The record is from RefSeq and is a predicted model, not a curated record. The coding region runs from base 1724 to 3064 and encodes 446 amino acids. Gene Ontology annotation, cellular component: plasma membrane. NCBI's taxonomy places the organism in Eukaryota, Metazoa, Chordata, Aves, Passeriformes, Pipridae. The transcript has 8 exons.